Messenger RNA from Prorocentrum cordatum, 1488 nucleotides. The record is from the annotation of a GenBank genome assembly. Lineage: Eukaryota; Dinophyceae; Prorocentrales; Prorocentraceae.
AUGGUUGUUUUCGGGGCCCCUGGUCUUCAGGGUCGCAAAUCGACCGUGGCAAUCGCCAUGUUGAAGGAGGACUUGACAGACAAGUCCCUUCCGUUCGGGGUGGACCUUCUGCUACCGCAGGUGGGCGAGGGGGCGCGGAAAACCAACAAGGACUACACGGGCGGCACGUUGCCAGAGCUGAUAGACAUCAUCAUCGAGGAGAAGGCCAGCCUUUUCAUCUGCGCCGUCGGGGUCCCGCCCAAGUGGGCGGUCGACAAGCUGCACGCCGCCGGGAUCCCUAUCAUGAACAUGAUUGGCGCCGUGAAGCAUGCGAGCAAGGCCCUGGAUGCGGGCGUCGACAUUAUCUGCGCACAGGGCGGCGAGGGCGGGGGCCACACGGGGGACGUCCCGACGUCGAUCCUGCUGCCGAAGGUGGUGGAUGCUGUCAGGGGCCGGACAUCACCCUUGACUGGAGACCCCGUGAUGGUCGUGGGUGCCGGCGGGAUCUUCGACGGCAGGGGGUUGGCGGCCGCGUUGGCGAUGGGGUGCAGCGGGGUGUGGGUGGGCACGCGUUUCAUCGCCUCGGAUGAGGCGGGCGCUGGGCCUCUCCACAAGCAGAGGGUGGUGACCAGCGACUACACUGACACCAUUUCGGGGGAACGGGCCGGCGGAUUCAAGACCCCGUACGCCGUUGAGUUCGAGGAGAAGCGCCAGGAGACGGGGAUUAAGAGCAUGGCCAGCAUCGGCAUACCUCCCUUUGUGGCGGACGUCGAUGAGCUCGAGGGCGGCUCCUCUAUCGGCACGCUGCAGCUGGGGGAGGUGCGCACUAAGAAAGAGAUCGCGGAGGGUGUCGAGCUCAGCCCCCUGGAGAGGCGGAAACGCGGCGUGUUCCUGACCGGCCAGGCGGCCGGGGCGAUAACCGAUAUCCUGCCCGCUGCCAAGAUCAGGACAUGGUCGCCCAGGCUGCGGAGCAGCUCAGGUUGGCCGGAACGUUGUUGUCCUCCAAGCUGUGAUUGGCUUCAAUGGGUGCUCCGUGAUCAUGCCACAAGGGUGAGCAACAAGAGGGGAGAGGAGAGCAGGGGGCGCGGCGAGCACGAGACAGUGCCCUGGCCCGACGUGAAGCAUAGGCGGCGGAGCGAGGCUCGGAGGGCAGCGUUUGAAGCCUCGCCCUCGCUGCCAGGCUGCGCCGGAGCUGCACCCAGCGCCUCCCUGCCCCUCUGCGCCUUCCGUCCGCGGUGGCCCGAGCUGCGCGGGCAGGCGGGUGCGGAGCUCUCCCCUGCCAAGGGCCCAGGCUUCCGACGGCCCGACUUGUUGUCGGGUCUCCCGCCCCUGCGACGGCUCGAGAUUUUUCGAGUCGCCGGCCGCCAGAGGUCGGAGUUCUGGGGAGGGGGGGAGGUGGUGGGCAGGUGUUUCCGUGUCUUGUGCAAUGCGGGCCUCCAGUGGCUUUUGGGGAGACUUUGGGGACUUCCCGAGGACUUUCACUUCUUCGGGGCCGGCUUUUCAUCCUGA